Molecule: messenger RNA, 1027 nt
Organism: Amphibalanus amphitrite
Lineage: Eukaryota; Metazoa; Arthropoda; Thecostraca; Balanomorpha; Balanidae
Product: pre-mRNA-splicing factor ISY1 homolog
Exons: 2
Coding region: 84-971 (295 amino acids)
Biological process (GO): mRNA 3'-splice site recognition; generation of catalytic spliceosome for second transesterification step
Cellular component (GO): post-mRNA release spliceosomal complex; Prp19 complex; post-spliceosomal complex
Source: RefSeq, a predicted model, not a curated record
UAGAAUUUGCUGUGUCUAGAUAAAUAAUUUUGAACGUGAUAUAACUUUGGCAUAAGUUAUAAGGCAUAAGAUAACCUGUUGUGAUGGCGCGAAACGCGGAAAAGGCGAUGACAACGCUGGCGCGCUGGCGGCAGGCGCACUCCGAGGACGCGCCGGAGCGCGCGCGGCGUCCGUACCUGGCCUCCGAGUGUGACCAGCUGCCCGACGCCGAGCGGUGGCGCAAUCAGAUCGUGCGCGAGGUGGCGCGCAAGGUGGCGCAGAUCCAGAACGCCGGACUCGGCGAGUUCCGUAUCCGCGACCUCAACGACGAGAUUAACAAGCUGCUGCGCGAAAAGAGCCACUGGGAGGCGCGCAUCAAGGAGCUGGGCGGGCCCGACUAUGCGCGAACCGGGCCCAAAAUGCUGGACCGCGAGGGACGUGAGGUGCCCGGAAACCGCGGUUAUCGUUACUUCGGUGCCGCGCGUGAUCUGCCCGGAGUUCGCGAGCUGUUCGAGCAGGAGCCGCCGCCGCCGCCGCGCAAGACGCGCGCAGAGCUGAUGAAGGACAUCGACGCCGACUACUACGGCUUUCUGGACGACGAGGACGGCGUGCUGGUGCCGCGCGAGCGCCAGCAGGAGCGGCUGGCCGUGGCCGCCUGGCUGGCCGACUGGCGCCGCCGCAAGGAGGCCGGCCUGCUGGGCGACGACGCCGACCCGGCCGAGGCCGAGGAGGCGCCGCUGGACGCCGACGACAGUGACGAGGAGGCGGAGCGGCACGCCUCGGCGCCGGCCCGGUUCGUGGCGCACGUGCCGGUGCCCUCCCAGCGCGAGGUAGAGGCGGCGCUGGUGGAGCGCAAGAAGCGCGAGCUGCUGGCGCGCUACGCCUCGGACGCGCUCAGAGAGGAGGAGGACCACGCGCGACAGCUGGCCGGGGCGGCGCCGGCCUCUCCCAAGGUCGAGAAGACUGAGACGGAGACUGAGGCUGAGGCGUAGCAGCCGGCCGGUGGGUGAGCCAUCCUGGGUGGUCCGUGUUUGGUAGGGAGGGAGGG